AUGAGCACCAUGCGCCUGCUGACACUCGCCCUGCUUUUCUCCUGCUCCUUUGCCCGCGCCGCGUGCGACCCCAAGAUCGUCAACAUCGGAGCUGUGCUGAGCACGCGGAAGCACGAGCAGAUGUUCCGUGAGGCGGUGAACCAGGCCAACAAGCGGCAUGGCUCCUGGAAGAUCCAACUCAAUGCCACCUCCGUCACCCACAAACCCAACGCCAUCCAGAUGGCCCUGUCGGUGUGCGAGGACCUCAUCUCCAGCCAGGUCUACGCCAUCCUAGUUAGCCAUCCACCUACCCCCAACGACCACUUCACUCCCACCCCCGUCUCCUACACAGCCGGCUUCUACCGCAUCCCCGUCCUGGGGCUGACCACCCGUAUGUCCAUCUACUCAGACAAGAGCAUACACCUGAGCUUCCUUCGCACGGUGCCGCCCUACUCCCACCAGUCCAGUGUGUGGUUCGAGAUGAUGCGCGUCUACAGCUGGAACCACAUCAUCCUCCUGGUCAGCGACGACCACGAGGGCAGGGCCGCGCAGAAGCGCCUGGAGACGCUGCUGGAGGAGCGCGAGUCCAAGAGUAAAAAAAGGAACUAUGAAAACCUCGACCAACUGUCCUAUGACAACAAGCGCGGACCCAAGGCUGAGAAGGUGCUGCAGUUCGACCCGGGGACCAAGAAUGUGACGGCCCUGCUGAUGGAGGCGCGGGAGCUGGAGGCCCGGGUCAUCAUUCUCUCUGCCAGCGAGGACGACGCUGCCACCGUGUACCGCGCAGCCGCGAUGCUGAACAUGACCGGCUCCGGGUACGUGUGGCUGGUGGGGGAGCGCGAGAUCUCAGGGAACGCUUUGCGCUACGCCCCGGACGGCAUCAUCGGACUGCAGCUCAUCAAUGGCAAGAACGAGUCAGCGCACAUCAGCGACGCCGUGGGAGUGGUGGCCCAGGCAGUGCACGAACUACUGGAGAAGGAGAACAUCACCGACCCGCCCCGGGGCUGCGUGGGCAAUACCAACAUCUGGAAGACAGGGCCGCUCUUCAAGAGAGUGCUGAUGUCUUCCAAGUAUGCAGACGGGGUGACAGGCCGCGUGGAGUUCAAUGAGGAUGGGGAUCGGAAGUUUGCUAACUACAGCAUCAUGAACCUGCAAAACCGCAAGCUGGUGCAAGUGGGCAUCUACAACGGCACCCAUGUCAUCCCCAAUGACAGGAAGAUCAUCUGGCCAGGUGGAGAGACAGAGAAACCCCGAGGGUACCAGAUGUCCACCAGGCUGAAGAUUGUGACGAUCCACCAGGAGCCUUUCGUGUACGUCAAGCCCACGCUGAGCGAUGGCACAUGCAAGGAGGAGUUCACCGUCAAUGGGGACCCGGUCAAGAAAGUGAUCUGCACUGGACCCAACGACACGUCGCCAGGCAGCCCUCGCCACACAGUGCCUCAGUGCUGCUACGGCUUCUGCAUCGAUCUGCUCAUCAAGCUGGCGCGCACCAUGAACUUCACCUACGAGGUGCACCUGGUGGCUGAUGGCAAGUUCGGCACUCAAGAGCGGGUGAACAACAGCAAUAAGAAGGAGUGGAAUGGGAUGAUGGGCGAGCUGCUCAGCGGGCAGGCGGACAUGAUCGUGGCGCCGCUGACCAUCAACAACGAGCGUGCACAGUACAUCGAGUUCUCCAAGCCCUUCAAAUACCAGGGCCUGACCAUUCUGGUCAAGAAGGAGAUCCCCCGGAGCACGCUGGACUCGUUCAUGCAGCCCUUCCAGAGCACGCUGUGGCUGCUGGUGGGGUUGUCGGUGCACGUGGUGGCCGUGAUGCUGUACCUGCUGGACCGCUUCAGCCCCUUCGGCCGGUUCAAGGUGAACAGUGAAGAGGAGGAGGAAGACGCGCUGACCCUGUCUUCGGCCAUGUGGUUCUCCUGGGGCGUCCUGCUCAACUCGGGUAUCGGGGAAGGCGCCCCCCGAAGCUUCUCAGCGCGCAUCCUGGGCAUGGUGUGGGCCGGCUUCGCCAUGAUCAUCGUGGCCUCCUACACCGCCAACCUGGCGGCCUUCCUGGUGCUGGACCGGCCGGAGGAGCGCAUCACGGGCAUCAACGACCCACGGCUGAGGAAUCCCUCCGACAAGUUCAUCUACGCGACGGUGAAGCAGAGCUCGGUGGACAUCUACUUCCGGCGGCAGGUGGAGCUGAGCACCAUGUACCGACACAUGGAGAAGCACAACUACGAGAGCGCCGCCGAGGCCAUCCAGGCCGUGCGGGACAAGUGCACGCAGACCCCGCCUCCCCCAGCCGCCCGGGCCCCACCCCGGGGCCCCGCCCACUCCAGGACGCUCCCUCCCAGGUCCCACGAGAACGGCUUCAUGGAGGAUCUGGACAAGACGUGGGUGCGCUACCAGGAGUGUGACUCUCGCAGCAACGCCCCUGCUACCCUCACCUUUGAGAACAUGGCAGGCGUCUUCAUGCUGGUGGCUGGGGGCAUCGUGGCCGGGAUCUUCCUGAUCUUCGUUGAGAUCGCCUACAAGCGGCACAAGGACGCUCGCCGGAAGCAGAUGCAGCUGGCGUUCGCAGCCGUGAACGUGUGGAGAAAGAACCUGCAGGAUAGAAAGAGUGGUAGAGCAGAGCCCGACCCUAAAAAGAAAGCCACAUUUAGGGCUAUCACCUCCACCUUGGCUUCCAGCUUCAAGAGACGUAGGUCCUCCAAAGACACGCAGUACCAUCCCACUGAUAUCACGGGCACGCUCAACCUCUCAGAUCCCUCGGUCAGCACCGUGGUGUGAGGCCCCCGGAGGCGCCCACCUGCCCAGUUAGCCCGGCCAAGGACACUGAUGGGUCCUGCUGCUCGGGAAGGCCUGAGGGAAGCCCACCCGCCCAAGACU
Molecule: messenger RNA, 2847 nt
Organism: Neomonachus schauinslandi (Hawaiian monk seal)
Lineage: Eukaryota; Metazoa; Chordata; Mammalia; Carnivora; Phocidae
Gene: GRIN1
Product: glutamate ionotropic receptor NMDA type subunit 1
Exons: 20
Coding region: 1-2748 (915 amino acids)
Biological process (GO): monoatomic ion transport; ionotropic glutamate receptor signaling pathway; chemical synaptic transmission
Cellular component (GO): synapse; plasma membrane; NMDA selective glutamate receptor complex
Molecular function (GO): NMDA glutamate receptor activity
Source: RefSeq, a predicted model, not a curated record